AUGGCCGCUGCCAGCGUCUCGCAGUCGAAGCUCUCCAGAGGAAAGCCUGACCUCUACCUCAUAUCCGAAGAAGACACAGUCUACGAGCAAGAUAUCCUGCGCCACCCUGGGACCAUCAGGCCUUGGCUGGCAUAUAUCGAGUUUAAGUUUCAACAUGGAAACCUUCACGAGCAAGCUUAUGUCUUGGAAAGAGCUACCCGGCAGCUGCCACGGUCAUAUAAACUAUGGAAGAUGUAUUUGAAUCUGAGGAUGAAGCAUCUGGGAAAGUUGAAUCCCGCUAUCUUCAAGGCCGAAUAUGCGAAGGUCAACUCGCUCUUCGAACGCGCACUGAUCCUACUCAACAAGAUGCCGCGAAUAUGGGAAAUGUACCUGUCCUUUCUUCUUCUCCAGCCUCUUGUAACCUUCACGCGUCGAACCUUUGACCGAGCUCUGCGAGCCUUGCCUAUCACUCAGCACAACCGAAUUUGGGCGCUGUACCGACCAUUCGCAAAUUCGGCUUCGGGACAGACGGCGGUCGUGAUAUGGCGACGCUUCAUGCAGGUACACCCUGAAGAUGCUGAGGAUUUCAUAGAGCUGCUGGUUGAGAUGGGUCACUACACAGAAGCUGUCCAGCAGUACAUGAAUAUCCUGAACAACCCGAAAUUUCGAAGCAAGAAUGGCAAGAGUCACUAUCAGCUUUGGAGUGAAAUGGUUGACCUUCUAGUCGAGCACGCUAAAGAAGUCAAGACCGGGGAUGAUGUAGGCAUUGAUGUGGAGAGAACCAUUCGCAGUGGCAUCGAAAGAUUUGCGGACCAAAGGGGGAAGUUGUGGUCUGGGUUGGCAACGUACUGGAUUAAAAGGGGAAGCUUUGAAAGAGCGCGAGAUGUGUUCGAGGAAGGCAUUACGACAGUCAUGACAGUUCGGGAUUUCACUCUUGUUUUUGAUUCAUAUGUCGAGUUUGAAGAGGCAAUCACCGGAGCUUUGAUGGAAGAAGCUGCAGUACGCUCAGAGAAGGGUGUUGUUGAUGAAAGUGCCGACUUUGACCUGGACAUUCGGAUGAUGAGAUUCGAGCAGUUGAUGGACCGGCGUCCUUUCCUGAUCAACGAUGUCCUACUUCGACAAAAUCCCAAUAAUGUUCCGGAGUGGAAUGUUCGCGUCGGAUUAUGGGGUGAUAAUAAGAAGGAGGUGGUCAAGACAUACACUGAUGCGAUUGCCGCUGUACAGCCGAAGAAAGCUGUAGGCCAAUUCCACGAGUUAUGGGCUAAUUAUGCCAAGUUCUACGAGAAAGGGGGUGAUUUACGAAACGCCAGGGUCAUCAUGGAGAAAGCUGUGAAGGUCCCCUUCAAAUCAGUAGCUGAGCUGGCUGAUAUGUGGAUCGAAUGGGCGGAGAUGGAGUUGAGGAAUGAAAACUUCGACGAAGCCGUGAAGAUCAUGGCCAAAGCAGUUCAAGCCCCCAAACGCUCGACCGUCGACUACUUCGAUGAAACUCUUUCCCCACAGCAACGAGUACACAAAAGCUGGAAGUUAUGGAGUUUCUAUGUCGAUCUUGUCGAAAGUGUCAGCACCCUAGAAGAAACGAAGAAGAUAUAUGAGAGGAUAUUUGAACUGCGAAUUGCGACGCCCCAGACCGUCGUUAAUUACGCCAAUCUUCUCGAGGAGAACAAAUACUUUGAAGAGUCUUUCACAAUCUACGAAAGAGGUCUUGAUCUUUUCAGCUAUCCUGUGGCAUUUGAGCUCUGGAACUUGUACCUGAGCAAGGCCGUUGAUCGAAGGAUUAGUAUUGAGCGAUUGCGAGACUUAUUUGAGCAAGCAAUUGAAGGGUGCCCGCCGAAGUUUGCUAAGGUCUUGUAUUUGAUGUAUGGAAAUCUUGAAGAAGACAGGGGGCUCGCAAGACAUGCAAUGCGAAUCUACGAGCGAGCAACUCGUGCUGUCUCGGACGACGACCGCGCAGAGAUGUUCAACUUCUAUAUCACCAAGUCUGCGUCGAACUUUGGCCUUCCAUCGACAAGACCUAUCUACGAGAGAGCCAUUGCAACAUUGCCAGACGAUGAAGCAAGGGAUAUGUGUUUGAAGUUUGCCGAGAUGGAGAAGAGACUUGGGGAGAUCGACCGUGCAAGAGCUAUCUAUGGGCAUGCAUCACAAUUCUGCGACCCCCGCACCACCCCAUCUUUCUGGCAGAAAUGGGAGGCUUUCGAAGUCCAGCAUGGUAAUGAGGAUACGUUCAAGGAAAUGCUUCGUAUCAAGAGGAGUGUUCAGGCUCAGUAUAAUACUGAUGUCAACUUUAUCGCCUCGCAAGCACUCGCUCGAAGCCAACAGCAGGCAGAUGGCGAGAAUGGUGAAAAGAGUGCGGACGCCAUGGCAGCUUUGGAGCGGGAGGCAAGAGCUCCUGCUGGGUUUGUUCCGGCGAGUACGGGACCCCAAGGGGGAAAUAUCAAGGAGCCAGUCGUGGCUGCUAAUCCGGAUGCUAUCGAUGUAGAUGGCAUGGAUGAUGAGUAA
Messenger RNA from Amorphotheca resinae ATCC 22711, 2475 nucleotides. RefSeq lists its product as hypothetical. Gene Ontology annotation, biological process: generation of catalytic spliceosome for first transesterification step; mRNA splicing, via spliceosome. NCBI's taxonomy places the organism in Eukaryota, Fungi, Ascomycota, Leotiomycetes, Helotiales, Amorphothecaceae. The record is from RefSeq and is a predicted model, not a curated record. The coding region runs from base 1 to 2475 and encodes 824 amino acids. The transcript has 3 exons. Gene Ontology annotation, cellular component: post-mRNA release spliceosomal complex; U2-type catalytic step 2 spliceosome; Prp19 complex. Gene Ontology annotation, molecular function: protein binding.